Messenger RNA from Alternaria infectoria, 1587 nucleotides. RefSeq lists its product as uncharacterized. Gene Ontology annotation, biological process: transmembrane transport; carbohydrate transport. Gene Ontology annotation, molecular function: carbohydrate:proton symporter activity. NCBI's taxonomy places the organism in Eukaryota, Fungi, Ascomycota, Dothideomycetes, Pleosporales, Pleosporaceae. The transcript has 6 exons. The coding region runs from base 1 to 1587 and encodes 528 amino acids. Gene Ontology annotation, cellular component: membrane. The record is from RefSeq and is a predicted model, not a curated record.
AUGUUUGAAAGGUUCCCUAAGAUUUACAAUGUCUACUUCUUGGCGAUUGUUGCCACGAUGGGAGGCAUGCUCUUUGGUUUUGAUAUCUCUUCGAUGAGUGCCAUCAUUCCGAGUGACCAAUAUCUCACCUACUUCGACAACCCAACCGGCGUCGUUCAGGGAGCUAUUGGCGCGGCCCUUGCUGCGGGUUCAGUGGUUGGCAGUGCUAUUGCUGGUCCUAUCUCCGACAAGUUUGGUCGUCGCGAUGCCCUUAUGUUCGCCUGUCUUUGGUGGCUAGUCGGAACUGCGCUGCAGGUUGCUACAAAUGGUCGCGGCAUGCUUAUCGCCGGUCGUGUAUUGAAUGGAGUCACUGUCGGUAUCACUUCGUCUCAGGUUCCUGUCUACCUGGCCGAAAUUUCCAAGCACUCGCAGCGUGGUGCCAUCAUUAUCAUUCAACAACUUGCUAUUGAGUGGGGUAUUCUUAUCAUGUACUUCAUAGGUUACGGAUGUACUUUCAUCCCUGGCGAGUCAGCUUCAUUCCGCACGGCCUGGGGAAUUCAAUACGUCCCCUGCGUCAUGUUCAUGAUCGGUCUCCCAUUCCUCCCAGAGUCUCCCCGAUGGCUCGCGAAGGUCGACCGUACAGAAGAAGCAAUCCACAUCCUGGCCUCCAUCCAAGCCGACGGCAACAUCGAGGAUCCCUACGUCAUCGCCGAAUACGAGGAGAUCGUAACUGCUCUCACUGCAGAACGUUUAGCUCCCCAAGGAUGGCGAAAGUUCGUCUACAACGGCAUGUGGAAACGGACUCUUGCCGGUUUCUCCGUCCAGGCCUGGCAGCAGCUUUCGGGUGCUAAUGUCAUGACUUACUACGUCGUAUACAUUUUCGCCAUGGCUGGUCUUACAGGCAACACCAAGCUUAUCUCCUCCGGUGUGCAGUACGCUUUGUUCAUCGUCUUCUCGUCCAUCAUGUUCUUCUUCGUCGACAAGAUCGGCCGGCGAACACUUCUGGUUUGGGGAGCCAUUGCGAUGGGCAUAUGCCAUCUGGUCGUAGCUGGAAUGCUCGGCGGGUUCUCCACGUAUGUCCCUGAGGGUGUUGGUGGCGACGCGAAUGUUGUCAUGAUGGUCACUGGAUCGCCGGCGUACACCGUUAUCGCGUUCUCGUAUCUUUUGAUUAUCUUCUACGCUCUUACCCUCGCACCCAUCUGCUGGGUCUACGCCGCUGAGGUCUGGUCACUCGAAACCCGUGCUUCCGGAAUGGGUAUCGCAGCGAUUGGAAACUGGCUUUUCAACUUCGCCAUUGGAUUGUUCAUUCCACCCGCGUUUGUCAAUAUUAGAUGGGGGCUCUUCCUCGUUUUCGGAAUCCUCUGCUUCAUGGCUGCCGUCCAGUUCUUCUUCACCUACCCCGAGACUUGCGGUAAGACUCUUGAGGAGGUUGAGUUCCUAUUUAGUAAAGAAGGCCCACACGCUUGGAAAACCAAGAAGGGCAGUGACAAUCUCGCGCGCGACCUCGAAAACGUUGCUGCUGCGCAAGCUAAGGGAGAAGCGCUUGCCACCAUCAACAAUGUCGCCAAGAAGGAGAAGGGCGAGACUGAGACAACUGAGGCGGUCUAA